This is a messenger RNA of Purpureocillium lilacinum, 1962 nucleotides long. RefSeq names its product histone deacetylase. The record is from RefSeq and is a predicted model, not a curated record. NCBI's taxonomy places the organism in Eukaryota, Fungi, Ascomycota, Sordariomycetes, Hypocreales, Ophiocordycipitaceae. Gene Ontology annotation, molecular function: histone deacetylase activity. Gene Ontology annotation, biological process: negative regulation of transcription by RNA polymerase II. Gene Ontology annotation, cellular component: Rpd3L-Expanded complex; nucleus.
AUGGGCGAAGGCGAUUCCAACAUGGCCGCGCUCGGCUCCGUGGCCCUCAACGGCUCCUCGCCCAAGAAGGUCGCAUACUUCUACGAUUCCGACAUUGGCAAUUAUGCCUACGUUACGGGCCAUCCCAUGAAGCCUCACCGAAUUCGCCUGGCGCACAGCCUGAUCAUGCAGUACAAUCUCUACCAGAAGAUGGAGAUUUACCGCGCGAAACCUGCCACUCGCGGCGAGAUGACGCAGUUCCACACGGACGACUACAUCGAUUUCCUCCAAAAGGUCACCCCCGACAACAUGGAUAGCUACAUGCGCGAGCAGGGCAAGUACAACGUGGGCGACGACUGUCCCGUAUUCGACGGACUCUUUGAGUUUUGCGGUAUCAGUGCUGGUGGCAGCAUGGAGGGCGCCGCGCGCCUGAACCGCCAAAAGUGCGACAUUGCCGUCAACUGGGCUGGUGGACUUCAUCACGCCAAGAAGUGCGAGGCUAGCGGUUUCUGCUACGUCAAUGACAUUGUCCUCGGUAUCCUCGAGCUGCUUCGCUUCAUGAAGCGCGUUCUCUACAUCGACAUUGAUGUCCACCACGGCGAUGGCGUCGAAGAAGCCUUUUACACCACCGACCGCGUCAUGACCGUCUCGUUUCACAAGUACGGCGAGUAUUUCCCUGGAACUGGCGAGCUUAGAGACAUUGGCAUUGGCCAGGGUAAGCACUACGCGGUCAACUUUCCUCUCCGUGACGGCAUCACGGACGAAUCGUACAAGUCGAUUUUCGAGCCCGUCAUUGAGAACGUCAUGAAGUAUUAUCAGCCCGAGGCCGUUGUUCUCCAGUGCGGAGGCGACAGUCUGUCGGGCGACCGACUUGGCUGCUUCAACUUGAGCAUGGAUGGCCACGCCAACUGCGUCAACUAUGUCAAGAGUUUCAACCUGCCCACUUUGGUCCUCGGCGGCGGUGGCUAUACCAUGAGGAACGUCGCUCGCACUUGGGCCUACGAGACUGGCGUCCUCGUUGGUCAAGACAUGGAGCGUACUCUGCCAUAUAACGAAUACUACGAGUACUACGCCCCCGACUUCGAGCUGAAUGUCAGGUCGUCAAACAUGGAAAACUCGAACAGCAGGGAGUACCUCGAAAAGAUCACCGCGGCCGUCAUCGACAACCUUCGCCAGACGGGCCCGGCACCCUCGGUGCAGAUGCAGGAUGUCCCUCGCAAGCCAUUUGGUGGCAUGACUGACGAAGAGGAAGCCGAGCUUGACGACCUCGAUGAGGACGAGAACAAGGACGUUCGUAUGACGGAACACCGCUGGGACAAGCACGUCACGAAUGAUGCCGAUUUUGAGGCGAGCGACGACGAGGACAUGGCCAGCGCCAAUGGCGCGACGCGUCGGAAUGGCAAUAAGCGUACCUUUACCGACUUCCGUAAGGGAGAAGCCGAUGUGGAGGCUGAGACCACCACUCCGCGAAGCCGCAAGGAAGGCGACGCCGACAAGGAACCUGCGGAGGAAGAGACUCACGACAUCAACGAUGACACGAUCGAGGAUGUCGGCGCCACCGAGGAAGCCGACAAGAGUGAGGCCGUUCAGGAAGAGGCGCCUAAAGAGCCAGAGGAACAAAAGGUCGACAACGACGGCGAUGUGGGCAUGACAGACUCUGCUCCAGCUGACGAGACAACCGUCAAAACGGAAGAAGUCGAGCCCGAGCAGGCACCAGAGGCCGAGGCGGCCGAUAAGCCCACCGAGGAGAAGCAAGAUGAGCCAGAAGCUCCCAAGGAAGAGGCCCAGGCUGAGCCUGAGCCGGCCGCCACAGAGGAGGAGAAGCCCGCAGAGCCGGCCAAGGAGGCUGAGACCGAGAAAGCUGCUGACUCUGACAAGACCAAGGAGGAUGAGGCUCCGGCGGGUGAGGCCAUGGAGGUUGACCAGGACAAGGAGGAGCCCAAGAAGGACGUUGAGGGUGCUCCUGACGGCCCGGCCAGCUAG